Molecule: messenger RNA, 1059 nt
Organism: Budorcas taxicolor (takin)
Lineage: Eukaryota; Metazoa; Chordata; Mammalia; Artiodactyla; Bovidae
Gene: PPP1R1B
Product: protein phosphatase 1 regulatory inhibitor subunit 1B
Exons: 7
Coding region: 35-646 (203 amino acids)
Biological process (GO): intracellular signal transduction
Cellular component (GO): cytoplasm
Molecular function (GO): protein phosphatase inhibitor activity
Source: RefSeq, a predicted model, not a curated record
AGCCCGAGACCCCACGACGCGCGCCCCGCCCGCCAUGGACCCCAAAGACCGCAAGAAGAUCCAGUUCUCCGUGCCCGCGCCCCCCAGCCAGCUCGACCCCCGCCAGGUGGAGAUGAUCCGGCGCAGGAGACCAACCCCUGCCAUGCUGUUCCGGCUCUCAGAGCACUCCUCACCAGAGGAGGAGGCCUCACCCCACCAGAGAGCCUCAGGAGAGGGGCACCACCUCAAGUCGAAGAGACCCAAUCCCUGUGCCUACACACCCCCCUCGCUGAAAGCUGUGCAGCGCAUUGCUGAGUCUCACCUGCAGUCCAUCAGCAAUGUGGGUGAGAACCAGGCCUCGGAGGAGGAGGAUGAGCUGGGGGAGCUGCGGGAACUGGGCUACCCGAGAGAGGAAGAGGAGGAGGAAGAGGAGGAGGAUGAAGAGGAGGAGGAGGAGGACAGCCAGGCGGAAGUCCUGAAGGGCAGCAGGGGGUCUGCUGGGCAGAAGACAACUUAUGGCCAAGGUCUGGAGGGUCCCUGGGAGCGCCCGCCUCCUCUGGAUGGGCCCCAGAGAGACGGAAGCUCUGAGGACCAAGUGGAAGACCCAGCAUUGAAUGAACCUGGGGAGGAGCCACAGCGCCCUGCCCACCCUGAGCCUGGCACAUAGGCACCCAGCCCUACAUCUCCUGGAAGGAAGUGGGAGGAGGCAUUGAUGUUCUCCAGAAAUCCAUUCUGUUCACACCCGAUUUUGUACCCUGCUUCUCACUUGCUAGGGCUGCGGCUUCUGACUUUUAGAAGACUAAGGCUGGUCUGUGUUUGCUUGUCUGCCCAACUUCGGCUGAUGCCCAGAGUCCCUGGGCACUUGCUGCCUGAUGCCUACCCCUGCCAGUCAUUCCCCCAUACACCCAGCGGGAGGUGGGAUGGGAGAGCUUGCAUUGGGAAAUCCAGUAAAUGGGGGACAGAUUCAUCCUUCACAAUUCUACUCCCUAGACCCUCUCCCCUAGGCAUAGGAAACCCACAGGGCAGGACCCUAAGAUCUGGGCAAAAGGGAUACUGAGAACUUUUAAGUGCCCAUAGAUC